CAAGCUUGCUUUUCACGUGUGCUUUUCUUUGGUUUCAUUGUGGAGUUGUUGUUUUCGGGCCAAAAGAAGCGUUUUUCAGAGAUUAAGAAGAGUUUCCUGGUCUGGCAGAAAGGCCCGGUAUCUUGAGGGCGUCAAGACACACAUGGCAUCAACAGAAGAAGCGGUAAAAAGUGAGAAUUCGCCCGCCCAACCAGGUAACCCAUCGGAAACAGCGAAACCAGCUCAGCCCGUUGCCACAAAUCCAGUGACAUCUACUGGCGCUGUAAAGAAGCCAAACUAUAUACUGAAAUACACCUUAUCAGGACAUACAAAGGCCAUCUCAUCUGUGAAAUUCAGUCCAAAUGGAGACUGGCUGGCAAGUUCGUCUGCAGACAAGUAUAUAAAAAUAUGGGGAGCUUAUGAUGGAAAAUUUGAGAAAACAAUCUCAGGACACAAACUGGGUAUUUCAGAUGUGUCUUGGUCUUCAGAUUCAAAGCUACUUGUCUCUGCAUCUGAUGAUAAAACACUGAAAAUUUGGGAUUUUGCCACUGGAAAGUGUCUGAAGACACUCAAAGGACAUAGCAAUUAUGUGUUUUGUUGUAAUUUCAACCCUCAAUCUAACCUCAUUGUGUCUGGAUCGUUUGAUGAGAGUGUACGUAUUUGGGAUGUCAAGACAGGAAAGUGCUUGAAGACAUUACCAGCUCAUUCAGACCCUGUGACAGCGGUUCAUUUCAAUAGGGAUGGUGCUUUGAUUGUGUCAAGCAGUUAUGAUGGCCUCUGUCGUAUUUGGGAUACAGCUUCAGGGCAGUGCCUUAAAACUCUAAUAGAUGAUGACAACCCACCAGUAUCAUUUGUGAAGUUUUCACCCAAUGGAAAGUAUAUAUUAGCAGCCACAUUAGACAAUACAUUGAAGUUGUGGGAUUACAGCAAAGGAAAGUGCUUGAAAACCUAUACAAGUCACAAGAAUGAGAAAUACUGUAUUUUCGCAAAUUUCUCAGUAACUGGUGGCAAGUGGAUAGUGUCUGGGUCAGAAGAUAACCUGGUGUAUAUCUGGAACCUGCAAUCCAAAGAAGUUGUGCAGACACUUGAAGGGCACAGUGAUGUGGUCCUUUGUUCUGCCUGCCAUCCAACUGAUAAUAUCAUAGCAUCUGGUGCCCUAGAGAAUGACAAAACUAUAAAAAUCUGGAAAUCUGAUUCAUAACAGGAGAAAUGCAAGCACCUGAGUUUCUGCAAUGCUGUUGUGCUAAGGAAAUAUAGUAUUACUUUUCAAACCUUAACACUUACUUCCAUGUAACGUCCCUUUUACAAAAUCAAUACUUCCAGAAAGCAGGUGAUCAGAAUAGACAAACUCAUAUAACCUCAAAAGUUUUCUCUGGAUAAUACACCCAAUUCUUAUCACUCAUUCACAAGGAAUUUACAGCUGGUAUAAGGGAGACUUCUCUUUCUGAUUUUGGGGGUGAAGGGUUGAUAGUUAUGGCCAGAUUUGCUGCCAGUAGUGACAAACCAUUUCUCCCCUUUUUGUGUAGAGCUACUGUUGUCAGCACCACUUUAACUGUAUCCUUGGCUUACGUUUUACUCAAUUGAUAGUCAUCUUUUCUUUUUGAGUUUCCCAAGCCAGUCAAAGGGCUAGAGAGAAAUAGGAUGCAGUAGCUAGUGUGCUUACUUUGAACAGUGACCUGAAACAUGGUGGUCAAACAUCUGAGCAUGUGCAAACCUUGUUAUGAUUAGGUGACACAAGUUCAGGUUGUCAGAACCAAAUUAAGCAACUACACAAGCUACUUCUUUGUUAAGAAGUGUCACUUAUCAUUUAGGAGGCAAUUUCAGAAACUAAGUUCUCCUACGGAGAUUUGUAAAUUGCAUACAUGGGAAUGCAAGGCUGAAUUUUGUACUUAUUUCUGGCUUUUAGUUCUCACUCAAGUUUUGUGUUGCAUAAAUACCCUUUAAUGUUUGUAUUAUAUUGUAUUAUUGUGUAAUUGUGUUUUAAAACAGGACAUAGAUUCUGAUACAAUCCUUACUUGUAAUUAGUCUAAAGAAAAUAAACAAAAAUGGAAAAAUAUU
Messenger RNA from Pocillopora damicornis (cauliflower coral), 2037 nucleotides. Its product is annotated as WD repeat-containing protein 5. Gene Ontology annotation, cellular component: Set1C/COMPASS complex. The record is from RefSeq and is a predicted model, not a curated record. Lineage: Eukaryota; Metazoa; Cnidaria; Anthozoa; Scleractinia; Pocilloporidae. Gene Ontology annotation, molecular function: histone binding.